Messenger RNA from Papilio machaon (common yellow swallowtail), 1923 nucleotides. RefSeq names its product stress-induced-phosphoprotein 1 (gene Stip1). The record is from RefSeq and is a predicted model, not a curated record. Gene Ontology annotation, molecular function: Hsp90 protein binding. The transcript is spliced from 8 exons. The coding region runs from base 198 to 1814 and encodes 538 amino acids. NCBI's taxonomy places the organism in Eukaryota, Metazoa, Arthropoda, Insecta, Lepidoptera, Papilionidae.
ACGAGAACGAGAUACAAGAAUUUUCUCGAAUUUGAAGUGUCAGUGUUCGUUCAUUCAUAUUCAUUUGUAUUUCUGGAUUUUGGAAGCUCGAAGCAUUGUUAGCGUUGCAAACAAAGAGAACUUGCGUUUCCAAGUGAUUAAGCAAUUAGUGUGAUAAGACGUUUUAAUUUUUGUAAUAAUAACUUUAGUGCACAAUCAUGGAACAGGUUAACCAAUUAAAGGAGAAGGGGAAUGCCGCAUUAGCGUCUGGUGAGUUCGAUGUGGCCGUAAAACACUACACCGAAGCAAUAAACUUAGACCCAAGCAACCAUGUUCUAUAUAGUAAUAGAUCAGCAGCUCAUGCCAAAGCAGAAAAUUACGUUGCUGCCCUUGAAGAUGCGAAUAAGACUGUUUCUUUGAAUCCGAAUUGGAGUAAGGGAUAUUCCAGAAAAGGCAGUGCAUUGGCAUAUUUAGGUAGAUUUGAAGAAGCAAUAGCAGCUUAUGAAAAGGGAUUAGAACUAGAACCCGGCAACCAGCAGUUAGCAACAGGUCUCGCUGAAGUAAGAAAGCAGGCGGAGUCCAGUAAAUUGGAAACUGCUAAAUUAUUUGAGAAACUAAAAGCGAAUCCUCAGACAAGAGAGUGGUUAAAGGACCCUGAUUAUGUACAAAUGGUUCAUAAAUUGGCACUGAAUCCAUUCGACACAAGAGUUUUAGAAGGAAAAAUGGAUGAUCAACGUGUUCUUACCACAAUUAGCGUAAUGUUAGGUCUAGACAUGAGCAUGGAUGUAGAUCCUCCAGCAUCAGAGACAAAGCCGACACCACCGCCUAAGAAAGAAGAGCCUCCAAAGCCUAAAUAUGAGGAUGUUCCGGAGAACCGUAGAUUAGCGUUACAAGAGAAAGACUUAGGAAAUGACUGUUAUAAGAAAAAGGACUUUGAUAAUGCAAUAAAACAUUAUCAGAAAGCCAUUGAACAUGAUCCUACAGACAUUACUUUCUACACAAAUAUGGCUGCGGUUUAUUUUGAAUUGAGAGAGUAUGAGAGUUGUAUUAAGGAGUGUGAAAAAGCAAUUGAGAUUGGCAGAGAAAAUAGGGCUGAUUUCAAAUUAAUAGCUAAGGCUUUCACAAGAAUUGGUAAUGCAUAUAAGAAAAUGGAGCAAUGGAAGUUAGCAAAGACAUACUAUGAGAAGUCAAUGUCAGAGCACAGGACUCCGGAGAUCAAGACAUUGUUGAGUGAAGUGGAACGCCGCAUCGUGGAGGAGGAGAAGAAAGCCUACAUUGAUCCGGUGAAAGCUGAACAAGAGAAGGAGCUCGGAAAUGAGUACUUUAAGAAAGGAGACUACAGCACAGCGGUGAAGCAUUACACGGAGGCUAUCAAACGCAAUCCUGAUGAGGCCAAACUGUACUCAAACCGAGCGGCAUGUUACACCAAGUUGGCUGCCUUUGACCUUGGUCUCAAGGACUGUCAGCGAUGCUGUGACCUUGAUCCUAAAUUCAUCAAAGGCUGGAUCAGAAAGGGCAAGAUCUUACAGGGUAUGCAGCAACCGGCCAAGGCGCUGGCGGCCUACCAGAAGGCUCUGGAGCUGGACCCCAGCAAUGCGGAAGCCCUGGAGGGAUACAGAGCAUGCUCCACACAACUCAAUUCCAACCCCGAGGAGGUUCGCAAGCGGGCGAUGGCUGACCCUGAGGUUCAGCAGAUCCUCAGUGACCCCGCCAUGCGCUGCAUCCUGGAGCAGAUGCAGCAGGAUCCGCACGCGCUGCAGGAUCAUCUGCGCAACCCUGAUAUUGCUGCUAAGAUACACAAGCUGCUCGAAUCUGGCCUCAUCGCUAUACAUUAGCUGCACAUCUCCAGUAUCCAGCAUCCAGACAACAGCUACGAGAUUAUUGGAGAAGAACUCAACAAAACAGAACCCAGUAUAAGUUAAUAAAAACAACAAGUCUUUAUUA